Molecule: messenger RNA, 774 nt
Organism: Thalassophryne amazonica
Lineage: Eukaryota; Metazoa; Chordata; Actinopteri; Batrachoidiformes; Batrachoididae
Product: spore wall protein 2-like
Source: RefSeq, a predicted model, not a curated record
AUGGAAAGGGAGAGGAGGGGCAAGGAUGAAGAGGAGGGGAGCAAGGAUAGAGAGGAGGAGAGCAAGGAUGGAGAGGAGGAGAGCAAGGAGGGAGAGGAGGGGGCAAGGAGAGAGAGGGAGAGGAGGGGAGCAAGGAUGGAAAUGGAAGGAGGGGGCAAGGAGAGAGGGAGAGGAGGAGAGCAAGGAAGGAAAGGGAGAGGCGGGAGCAAGGAGGGAGAGGAAGAGGAGGGGAGCAAGGAGGGAAAGGGAGAGGAGGGGAGCAAGCAGGGAGAGGAAGAGGAGGGAGCAAGGAGGGAGAGGAGGAGAGCAAGGAUGGAGAAGAGGGGAGAGGGAGAGGGAGAGGAGGGGAUCAAGCAGGGAGAGGAAGAGGAGGGAGCAAGGAGGGAGAGGAGGGGAGCAAGGAUGGAAAGGGAGAGGAGGGGCAAGGAUGAAGAGGAGGUGAGCAAGGAUAGAGAGGAGGAGAGCAAGGAGGGAGAGGAGGAGAGCAAGGAUGGAGAGGGAGAGGAGAGGAGCAAGGAGGGAGAGGAGGAGAGCAAGGAUGGAGAGGGAGAGGAGAGGAGCAAGGAGGGAGAGGAGGAGAGCAAGGAUGGAGAGAAGGGGAGCAAGGAUGGUAAGGAGGAAAGCAAGGAUGGAGAGGGAGAGGAGGGCAGUAAGCAGGGAGAGGAAGAGGAGGGAGCAAGUAGGGAGAGGAGCAAGGAUGGAGAGGGAGAGGAGGGGAGCAAGGAUGGAGAGGAGGAGAGCAAGGAUGGAAAGGGAGAGGGGGGGCAAGGAUGA